Molecule: messenger RNA, 1739 nt
Organism: Boeremia exigua
Lineage: Eukaryota; Fungi; Ascomycota; Dothideomycetes; Pleosporales; Didymellaceae
Exons: 1
Coding region: 96-1739 (547 amino acids)
Biological process (GO): regulation of transcription by RNA polymerase II
Molecular function (GO): protein dimerization activity; DNA-binding transcription factor activity, RNA polymerase II-specific; RNA polymerase II cis-regulatory region sequence-specific DNA binding
Source: RefSeq, a predicted model, not a curated record
UCCCCAUCACCACCCCUUCACUCUCCCAGGCCUUUUAUAUUGCAUCUCCCAUCCCCUGUCCGUCCCCACAACACUUCUCUUCUCGGUCUUCCAUCAUGUACUACGAGACCAUACUGACUGUCCCCCAAGCGGACGCUCUCUUCACUCCACCUUCAUCCUACUCUCCUCAAAAAACCCUCGCCCGGUUGGACCUUCGGUUGGACACCCACUCUGACGACACUCUAGACCCUGAUAUUUUCAACAUGAUUGGCAGUGGAUCACCCCAGCCAUACAUCAAGGAAGAAGUCGACGACAUGCAGUUCAAUUCCGGCCGUUUCGGGAACCAGCACGCCUUCGACAUGAACCAACAAUUCGCCAACCCCCAGUACAGCUCAGCACACGAAGGCGGGAGUGCCAUCGACCCAUCAAACCUCACCAUGAGCGGGAGCAUGAACAUCAACAGCCAGUUCGGGUCCACCAGCUAUGUGCACGGUGCUGCAAAUAUCGCAGACGAUGAACUCGCUGACUCGCUGGCAUUCAACGGGUAUGGUCAAGAAAACUUGAACAGCCAGGCCGAUUUCUUCCACUCCAACUCCAACGCUGCAAACAUGGGUCAGAUCUACUCCAACACUCCCGAUGAUCUGCCCAUUCAAAGCCCUUUCGUGCACCCUGGAGGCUUCGACUUCAACCAGUACACGAACACGCCUUCAAGAAUGGGCUUCCCAAACAGCAUGCAAGCCAACUCAAUGAGGCAACGCAUGGCCAUGAGCAGGACUGGCUCUGACAGCCGUACACCCAUGUCCCCAAAGACCCCAGCCAUGGCAGCCCUCAACCUUGGUACCCCUGAUUCGGGCAACUUCGCCUCUCAGCCCAUCAUGACCAACAUGCAUCGCCACCAAAAGAGCAUGUCUGGACAGUGGGAAGGUACCCCCGGCAGCGCCCACUCUUGGAUUGAUUCUCCCACCCAGUCACCCCAUGCUGCAUCCCUGCACCACCAGCAGAUCAGCGAAGUCAUGCACGGCAAGCACGCCUCCCUGCCCACCAAGGUCGACAUUGGCCAGACUCAGGAUGCUAAGAAGCGCCGCCGCCGGGAGUCUCACAACCUGGUUGAACGUCGUCGCCGGGACAACAUCAAUGAGCGCAUCCACGACCUGUCUCGCCUAGUGCCUCAGCACCGUCUCGAAGAUGAGAAGAUCCGCAAACAUAUCAACAACAAUGGCCCACUCUCACCCACGAUGGGCGCCACUGGUAUGUCACCGCCACAAGCGACCUCAUUGCUCGCUGGGGGUAGCGGCCGACGGGCUGCUGGCAACAUCACACAAGGCCUCCCUAUGGAAGACAAGGACAAGGGCCCCAACAAGGGAGACAUUCUCAACGGAGCCGUCAGCUGGACUCGUGACCUCAUGUGGAUGCUGUACAAGAAGAUGGAGGAGACCGAGGAGCUUGCCGCCCGUCUUCGACAGGCGACUGGCGAAGAAUGGCCCGAGUUGAGCGAGGACGAGAAGCGCAUGAAGACAGAAAUUAUGGAGGCUGUCGAGAGAAACGGCGCCGGUACCUUCAGGUACUCUCGCGGACCUGGUUCUGGUCUCCGCGUUCCCAAGCACACCAACCUCUCCGGCGAGCCCCUGUCUGGACUGUCGCCUCAAAGUCUCAGUCCUGGCAUGCAAAGCACCGGCAGCGGCUCCGGCUCCAACCAGCAACAGUACUGGUCCAAUCAGGCUCUCAAAGAAGAAGACGAGUUUGGUAUGGACAUGGGCUGA